Messenger RNA from Perkinsus marinus ATCC 50983, 645 nucleotides. Its product is annotated as ammonium transporter, putative. Gene Ontology annotation, cellular component: membrane. The transcript is spliced from 6 exons. The record is from RefSeq and is a predicted model, not a curated record. Gene Ontology annotation, biological process: ammonium transmembrane transport; ammonium homeostasis. Lineage: Eukaryota; Perkinsozoa; Perkinsida; Perkinsidae. The coding region runs from base 1 to 645 and encodes 214 amino acids. Gene Ontology annotation, molecular function: ammonium channel activity.
AUGUAUGACGUCGCCGGUGUAUGCAACGGUUGCCUUGCUGGGUUGGUUUCCAUCACUGCUGGGUCGGCUAACGUAUCAUCAUUCAGCGCGUUAAUCAUCGGCAUCAUAGGAGGGUGUCUUUACCAGACUGCUUCCAGAGUCGUUGCAUCACGACACAUCGACGAUCCCAUUGAUGCGUUUGCUGUGCACGGUAUGAGUGGAAUUUGGGGGACUAUAGCGUGCGUGCUGUUUGAUAACGGCAGUGGCUUCAGUGUUUUCGGACCAGCAGGAAUCACUCGUAUCGGGCCGAACAACUACGAGCCCUCGGUAAACGUCGGGACGCAACUAGGGGUGAAUCUUUUGGGAUUGUUGAUGAUAAUAUUAUGGUCAGCAUUUUGGAGCGCUGCUGUAUUCCUCGUAUUUAGGAAGUUUGACCUUUUACACGCCACUGAGGAGAAAGAAGUUUUCGCGCCCGACGAUUAUAUGCAAUUCUCAUCGAGGAGGAAACCGGAGGCGGUUCACCCGGAUGAUGACGACUCUGAUUAUUCGGAAAGGAAAUCGAACAAGUCGCAUUUAUCGAACAACUCCAACAGGAAUAGCAACAGUCGGGCGCUGAAGAGAUCGUUGGAUGGUUCGAGAGAUGAUGUUGAGGAAGAUGAAGAUUAG